UUGCCAUGUUGUCAGAUAAGAAACACAUGCGUUCAGUCAUCAGUGUAAAUCUGAAUGCACGUUGAUAAUAGUCGACUAAAGUAUAAAAGCAUGAAAAGUUAGUGGGUCUUUAUUAUGUAUAAUUAGAUGAGAAACUACAAUGAUAAUGAAACUUCUCGGAUGUCGUUCAAUUCGCUUUAUAAGGUAUUUUAGUGAUGUUCAGAAAGUUACCAAAUUUAAGCCGAAAGCUAGUAGAAAAAUCAAUUACUGUACACCAAUACUUUCAGAAGAGAGAAAAAAGUCAAUUAAUAAAAUUGUUGCCUUACAAAUAUCUGGACGGUAUCUAACUUGCACUUCAUUUUUACGAGAUGGAAAUAUGUUGGUCGAUUGGAAAAUGCUUUGCUUUCCAGAAAACAUGUAUAAAUUUAACCUGAACGACAUUUAUAACUCUGUCGUCGACAUAAUGAAAGAUUUACCACAAGGCGAUGCAUACUUAAUAGAAAACUAUAUGAAAAUGCCUAGCAACGUGAAUGUUGCCGGAGCCAAUCUUUUUUAUAUAAAACUACAAACACUUGCUAUGCUCAUUGCACUUAUCAAUAGUAGUCAAAUGAAGGAUCUAUCCACAAAUACCAAUGAGAAAGAUAGUAAAGUAGUACUCAUGAAAGCACGUUUGCACGCUAGGCUGUUUAGAAUAAUUGUUGGGACAGAAAUAAUUUCAUCGCAAACGAUAACCGAAUCGAUGUUGAAAGGUAAUUUUCCUGAACAUAUUACGCCUAUCACACCGGGAAUUGAUGCAGUCCUGACUUACAACUCGGUCCAAGAUCCCGCAAUUAAAGAGCUUAUGUCUAAUGGACUCAUGAUGGCAUUAACCUUUGUUAAUUUGGUACUAAACUGCAAUCCAAACAGUUUACAGGCACUUAGUACAAGUUAUAGCAAGAAAUUGAAAUCAAAUAAAAAAUAAUUUAAACAUUUGUACAUUUUUAAAAAUGUAUCAAUUUUAUUAUAAAUAUAUAACAUAUAUUUAAAACAUUAAA
Adelges cooleyi (spruce gall adelgid) is the source of this 1013-nucleotide messenger RNA. RefSeq lists its product as uncharacterized. NCBI's taxonomy places the organism in Eukaryota, Metazoa, Arthropoda, Insecta, Hemiptera, Adelgidae. The record is from RefSeq and is a predicted model, not a curated record. Gene Ontology annotation, cellular component: mitochondrial nucleoid. The transcript is spliced from 5 exons. Gene Ontology annotation, molecular function: DNA polymerase processivity factor activity. Gene Ontology annotation, biological process: transcription elongation by mitochondrial RNA polymerase; mitochondrial transcription. Bases 140 to 940 code for a protein of 266 amino acids.